Dromiciops gliroides (monito del monte) is the source of this 1368-nucleotide messenger RNA. RefSeq names its product sulfotransferase 1C1-like. Gene Ontology annotation, biological process: sulfation. The record is from RefSeq and is a predicted model, not a curated record. Gene Ontology annotation, cellular component: cytoplasm. Gene Ontology annotation, molecular function: sulfotransferase activity. NCBI's taxonomy places the organism in Eukaryota, Metazoa, Chordata, Mammalia, Microbiotheria, Microbiotheriidae.
CCGGGACUUGGAACUUUGCUGCAAGCCUCCCUACUGUAUGGUCAGAUGCUGCAGCUGCACUAGGACCUUGUUCCUCUCCCAGCCAGUGAAUCAGACCCUUCACACUGUACUGCCAUGGAUCCUGCUCCAGCUCUACUCCAGGGUAGCAAAUGGAACCCCAGCAGCAACAGCCCACAACAAACUCUUUCAAGAACAACCUGCUUAUAGGAGAUUAUAGACAUGAUUCAAAAUGAUGGAGGUUACAAGAAGUGCAAGGGGGCUAACCCCUACUUAAGCAACAUCUUAUUGAGUGGACACCACCUCUGGUCCAUUAAAGUUUGUUCCUCUCUGGAAUUGGCAAGUCACUGUAGCACAAUGUCCUUAGAGAAAAUGAAAAAUGCCAAAAUAAAUGAAAAGGAUGUACAAGAACUGGAAGUCAAAGAAAUCAAUGGAGUUCUUAUGACCAAAGAAAUGAGUGAUAAUUGGGACAAAAUUUGGAACUUCCAAGCCAAGCCUAAUGAUCUGCUCAUUGCAAGUUACUUAAGAUCAGGCACAACCUGGACACAGGAGAUUAUAGACAUGAUCCAAAAUGAAGGAGAUGAAAAGAAGUGCCAGAGAACUAUCACCCCUUCGAAGCACCCUCAUAUUGAGUGGACACCACCUCUAGCCUUAUCAAAUUUAUACUCUUCAGGUGUGGAGCAAGCUGUGAAAAUGUCUUCUCCAAGAACAAUGAAACAUCUCCCUGUCCAGCUGUUACCACCAUCCUUCUGGAAACAAAAUACAAAAAUCAUCUAUGUGGCAAGGAAUGCAAAAGAUAAUGUGGUAUCUUACUACCACUUAUCAAGAACGAUUACUCUGCUACCUAAACCAGGCACUUUUGAGGAGUUCACUGAGAAAUUCAUGAAUGGAAGAGUGCUCUGUGGUUCCUGGUAUGAUCAUGUCAAAGGAUGGUGGGAUAAAAAGGACAAACACCCCAUUCUUUACCUGUUCUAUGAAGACAUGAAAGAGAACCCAAAGCGAGAAAUCCAGAAGAUUCUAAAGUUCCUGGAGAAGGACUUGUCAGAAGAAAUCCUCAAUAAGAUCAUCUAUCAUACUUCUUUUGAUAUCAUGAAGGAAAAUCCCAUGACAAACCCUAUUGUCUUUCCUAGAGCCUUGCAGGAGCACUCCAUUUCCACAUUCAUAAGGAAAGGAAUGCCAGGAGACUGGAAGAAUCAUUUUACUGUUGCCCAGAAUGAGAAAUUUGAUGAGAAUUACAAGAAGAAGAUGGCAGGAACCACUUUGACCUUUCGCACUGAGAUCUAAGGUGCAAAAGGAUAGAAAAUCACCUAAAAUCUUCCCCUGACUUUUUUCUAUUAAACAUCAUGAUCACAUGUAUAGCAAAACAUGAAA